Molecule: messenger RNA, 843 nt
Organism: Aspergillus pseudoviridinutans
Lineage: Eukaryota; Fungi; Ascomycota; Eurotiomycetes; Eurotiales; Aspergillaceae
Product: DODA-type extradiol aromatic ring-opening family dioxygenase
Exons: 1
Coding region: 1-843 (280 amino acids)
Molecular function (GO): ferrous iron binding; zinc ion binding; oxidoreductase activity, acting on single donors with incorporation of molecular oxygen
Source: RefSeq, a predicted model, not a curated record
AUGACCGUCAAAGUUGAACGUGCACCCGCCCUCUUUAUCUCGCACGGCGGUGGUCCAUUCCCGAUAUUGAACGAGGACCACGAGCCCUGGAGACAAAUUGUACGCAGUUACUCCACCAUGUUCGACAACACGAAAGGAAUUAUUUUUUUCACAGCACAUUGGGAGUCCUCGCAGCCUUCCAUUUCAGGGGCGAGUGAUCCGAACAUCUUCUUCGAUUACGAGGACCUUAAGGACCAGCUCCCUAAAGCCGCCUUUGAGAUUCACUACGAAGGGAAAGGUGACGCGGAUUUGGCGCAAAGGCUUGCAAAGCGCCUACAGGAGAGCGGAUUUGAGCCUGUUCUCGACAAAGCUCGGGGAUGGGACCAUGGUGUUUGGAUCCCGAUGAUGCUUCUCAGGCCAAGCGGAGAUAUACCCCUCGUUCAGAUGUCAGUGCUCCAGGGCCACGACGAAGGAGACUCAACAGAAAAGAAUAUCUUGGUUGGCCAAGCGUUGGAGUCCUUUCGGAACGAGGGUUAUGCAAUCAUUGGAAGCGGUGGGUCUUCCCACAAUUUCGAUGAAAUUAUGAAAGCAUACAUGAGCCCAGGCGCCAAAGUUCCCAAGGGCGCGGAGUUAUUCGAAGACUUCCUCCAAUCUGUUGCUUCCAUUUCCGAUCCAAUUGAGCGAAAGUCUAAGCUUUCAACGUGGAGAAGUGCUCCCGGUAAUGAAAUUGCGCAUGUGCCGGGUAGCUCGGAGCACCUUAUGCCAUUUAUGGUAGUAUCCGGAGCUGGUGGCCACGGAAUUGGAAAAAGAACUGACCUCUGGGAUUUGGUUGGAGCACCAGUGGGAUUCUAUUUGUGGAAGUAA